ACUGCAACCUCCCAUGCCUUGAUCACACUCUCCAGCUCUCAGCUAGCUAGCUUCUCAGUUGCAUAGCUCAGCUCGUGCUCUCAAGAACCACAAGAAUUAAGACCUGGAAGCGAGCGUCUCUAUGGCAAAUCGAUCGUUCGCCAUGGACAGGGAGCUGUUCAGGACGGUGAAGCAGGCAACGCUGAACCACGCCAAGCUGCUGUACCACCGCCUCGUCAGGCGCCUGCCGCACCUCCUCGCCGUCACGUUCCUCGUCGUCGCGGCCCCGCUGGUGCCGUCGUCGUCCACGCCGUCGCUCGCGGGCGCCCGCGGCCUCUGGCACGAGGCGCGCGCCAACGCGGCCGCGGUCGUCGCGGCGUGCGCGGGGGUGGCGGCGGCGGCGUACGCGUACGCCGCGUCGUGGCCGCGGCCCGUGUACCUGGUGGACCUCGCGGGGUUCAAGCCCGGGCGCGCGCACGAGGCGACCCGCGCCAAGUCCAUCCGCCACUUCGUGCUGGCCGGGCGGUUCACCGAGGAGAGCAUCGCGUUCCAGACGCGGAUGCUUGAGCGGGCGGGGGUCGGCGAGGCCACGCACUUCCCGGCGUCUCUCCUCAGCUUCCCCGUCGACAUGUGCCAGCGCACGGCGAGGGAGGAGUCCGAGACCGUCAUCUUCGGCGUCGUCGACGACCUGCUGGCCAAGACCGGCGUGCGCCCGGGGGAUAUCGGCGUGGUCAUCGUCAACUCCAGCCUCUACAGCCCCACGCCGUCCUUCACGUCACUGGUCGUCAACCGCUACGGUCUGCGCCACGACGUCGUGAGCCACAACCUCAGCGGGAUGGGCUGCAGCGCCGGCAUCAUCGCCAUUGACCUCGCCAAGCACUCGCUUCAGGUGCACCCUGACACGUACGCGCUGGUGGUGAGCACGGAGAACAUCACGCUCAACGCCUACUUCGGCAACCACCGCCCGAUGCUGGUGACCAACACGCUGUUUCGGAUGGGCGGCGCGGCGGUGCUCCUCUCCAACCGCCGCUCCGACCGCCGCCGCGCCAAGUACCAGCUGGUGCACACGGUGCGCACGCACCGCGGCGCCAGCGACCAGAGCUACUCCUGCGUGACGCAGGAGGAGGACGACAAGGGCCACGUGGGGGUGUCCCUCUCCAAGGAGCUCAUGUCCGUGGCCGGCGAGGCGCUGCGCACCAACAUCACCACGCUGGGCCCGCUGGUGCUCCCGCUGUCGGAGCAGCUCCGCUUCCUGGCCACCGUCGUGCUCAAGCGCGUGUUCCGCGCCGACGUGAAGCCGUACCUGCCGGACUUCAAGCUGGCGCUGGAGCACUUCUGCAUCCACGCGGGCGGCCGCGGCGUGCUGGACGAGCUGGAGAAGAGCCUCAAGCUCAGCGCCUGGCACAUGGAGCCCUCGCGGAUGACGCUCUACAGGUUCGGGAACACGUCCAGCAGCUCGCUCUGGUACGAGCUCGCCUACUGCGAGGCCAAGGGCAGGAUCAAGAAGGGGGACCGGGUGUGGCAGAUCGCAUUCGGAUCCGGGUUCAAGUGCAACAGCGCCGUCUGGAAGGCGCUCAGGACGGUAGAGGACGCCGGGGAGAGCAACCCGUGGGCCAACGACCUCGAGACGCUGCCGGUGCAUGUGCCCAAGGUGGUGCCCGUCGCAUCCGACGAGACGUCCAAGCACGUGCCGGCUGCAUAGCCUCUGCUACUACGUUCUUUUAGGCUCUCAAAGAGUCAAAGCGAAGAACCAAAGCGUGUGUGCGUCGACUUGUGUGGUCUGUCCGGGCUUAUAUAUACAGGGCAUUUCUUAUACUACGCACUAGUGUGUAAAUCUGUCUGGAUAAUGGACUAGAGAGCAUUGUCGUGCGUUGUUUCGAGGAGAUCAUGGAAGGCUUGAUCCUAUCGAAGCAUAUCUGGUAUAAUAUAUUUUCGUACAAGUAAAGAGAAUAUAUCUGGAGGUCAAGAAUAGGGAUUAGAGAGGAGGCAAUAGAUGUUUUAUUAAUUUUUUUUAAAAUAGAUGAUCUUUUCUCUUUAUUAUCCAAUAUAUC
Messenger RNA from Phragmites australis (common reed), 2030 nucleotides. RefSeq names its product probable 3-ketoacyl-CoA synthase 20. Gene Ontology annotation, cellular component: membrane. Bases 122 to 1681 code for a protein of 519 amino acids. Lineage: Eukaryota; Viridiplantae; Streptophyta; Magnoliopsida; Poales; Poaceae. Gene Ontology annotation, molecular function: acyltransferase activity, transferring groups other than amino-acyl groups. The record is from RefSeq and is a predicted model, not a curated record. Gene Ontology annotation, biological process: fatty acid biosynthetic process. The transcript is spliced from 2 exons.